AUGUCGGGCACUAUGGAGAACUAUCAGAAAAUCGAGAAGAUCGGCGAGGGCACUUACGGCGUGGUCUACAAGGCCCGGGAACUUAACCACCCCAACCGUAUCGUUGCCCUGAAGAAGAUCCGUCUCGAGGCCGAGGAUGAAGGCGUUCCCAGCACCGCAAUUCGCGAGAUUUCUCUUCUCAAAGAGAUGCAGCACCCCAACAUCGUUCAGCUGCACAAUAUUGUCCAUGCCGAUGGCCACAAGCUCUACCUCGUUUUCGAGUUCCUGGAUCUCGACCUCAAGAAAUACAUGGAGGCUCUGCCCGUCAGUGACGGUGGACGAGGAAAGCCCCUGCCCGAUGGUUUCAAGGCGGGUGCAAGCCUGGGCCUGGGCGAGGCAAUGGUCAAGAAAUUCAUGUCUCAGCUGGUAGAGGGCAUCCGCUACUGCCACAGUCACCGAAUUCUGCACCGUGACUUGAAGCCGCAGAACUUGUUGAUCAACCGUGAUGGAAAUUUGAAGUUGGCCGAUUUCGGUCUGGCUAGAGCUUUCGGUGUUCCCCUUCGCACCUACACCCACGAGGUUGUUACACUGUGGUACCGCUCCCCGGAAAUUCUGCUCGGUGGUCGCCAAUACUCCACGGGCGUUGACAUGUGGUCAGUGGGUGCAAUCUUCGCCGAGAUGUGCACACGCAAGCCUUUGUUCCCCGGUGACUCUGAAAUUGACGAGAUCUUCAAGAUCUUCCGUAUCCUCGGUACUCCCGGCGAAGAUAUCUGGCCCGGCGUGACCUCAUUCCCCGACUACAAAUCCACCUUCCCCAAGUGGAAGCGUCCUGACACUGAGAUUGUCCCCGGCCUGGAAGAAGCUGGCUGUCAGCUCCUGGAGUCUCUGCUCGAGUUUGACCCUGCCCACCGACUCUCAGCUAAGCAGGCUUGCCUUCACCCGUACUUCCGUAACGGCACCGCAUACUACUCCGAACGUGGCCAAACCAACGGCUUCCACUAG
Penicillium paradoxum is the source of this 981-nucleotide messenger RNA. RefSeq names its product cyclin-dependent serine/threonine-protein kinase CDC28 (gene nimX). The coding region runs from base 1 to 981 and encodes 326 amino acids. NCBI's taxonomy places the organism in Eukaryota, Fungi, Ascomycota, Eurotiomycetes, Eurotiales, Aspergillaceae. Gene Ontology annotation, molecular function: cyclin-dependent protein serine/threonine kinase activity; cyclin binding; ATP binding. The record is from RefSeq and is a predicted model, not a curated record. Gene Ontology annotation, cellular component: cytoplasm; cyclin-dependent protein kinase holoenzyme complex; nucleus. Gene Ontology annotation, biological process: regulation of gene expression; G1/S transition of mitotic cell cycle; regulation of G2/M transition of mitotic cell cycle. The transcript has 4 exons.